UUGAAAAAGUAUAAUAAGUAAAGUGUUUCAAUGCAGGUGAAAUGUGAGGAUGUAAUGAAAGCUUACGUGGAAAGAUCCCGGGAGGUACAUCCUUUUAUUAAUGCAGCUUGUGACGAGAGAUAUGAAGAUGCACUGAAAGAUGCAAGAAAUAUCGAUAUCUUUUUGGAUAAAAAUGAAAAGCGUCUGGAUGAUAUUGAGAGAGAUACACCGCUACUCGGAGUACCUUUUACGUGCAAAGAAGCUAUAGGAGUCAAAGGAAUGGCCCAAACUUGUGGUUAUUAUAAAUCGAAAAAUGCAGUUGCUGCACAAGAUGCCGAUACUACAGCACUAUAUAGAAAAGCUGGAGCAAUACCUGUGACUGUUACAAACGUUCCAGAAACGUUAUUGUGGUGGGAGAGUGCAAACCUUGUCUUUGGCAUGUCUAAAAAUCCAUAUGAUAACACAAGAACAGUUGGGGGAAGUUCAGGUGGGGAAGCAGCUAUAAUAACAUCUGCUGCUGCUGUUAUUGGUAUCGGAAACGACAUGGCUGGUAGCAUACGAAUGCCAUCAUCAUUUUGUGGAAUUUUUGGGCAUAAGCCUUCCCGAAAUUAUAUAUCAAACGGGGGCUGCUACCCGGAAGAUGCAGACGAAGACGCCUUAUUGGAUGAUUUCAUUAGCACAGGACCAAUGUGUCGAUACGCCAAAGAUUUGCCCUUAUUGGUGCGAAUUUUAUCUGACAACAACAAUAAAGUGCCACUGGACAAAAGAGUGAAUUUUCGGAAAGUAAAAAUUUAUUACAUGGACGAAAUUCCUGGGAAACUUAAUUGCUCAACACCAGAUGCUAAAAAUAAAAUUCAUCAG
Parasteatoda tepidariorum (common house spider) is the source of this 840-nucleotide messenger RNA. Its product is annotated as fatty-acid amide hydrolase 2. Gene Ontology annotation, cellular component: endomembrane system. The record is from RefSeq and is a predicted model, not a curated record. NCBI's taxonomy places the organism in Eukaryota, Metazoa, Arthropoda, Arachnida, Araneae, Theridiidae.